AUGGUAGCACUGCCGUCAGGCAGCUGCCAGCUGCCAAGUCCCCUGAAAGCUACCACUCAAUUCCAGGAGAGCUCGGGGACCGUGGGAGAGCUCGGGGACGUGGGAUCCUCCGCUGUCCGUUCGACGUCCUACUUUGCCCAUCCGCGGGCUCGCUCCUACUCAGGGGCCGGCCCUCUUUGGGAUCCACUCCCGGCUCCUGCUGUAGCAAUUGAGCGCGUCGGGACUUCUACGCUCGGCUGUGGCCAGACCCGCCUGCGCGAGUUACCUGCGGUUCGGGUGUCUCUUCCCACGUGGUGCAGGCAGAUUUCAGGGGCGGGUCUGUCAAUUACACUGCCUCGGGAAGAUUGGAAAGAGAGAGCUGAGGGUGACUGGGGCUUUCUCCGCAGCUCUCUCAGCUGGCUGGGUCUCCAGCAACUGGAACCUCAGAGGAACCACCGCGUGUCAGCCGCGUGGCGCGCCCUGGGGCCCGGUGACCCAGUGUCUGGCCGGGAGCCUGGGGAUGCAGGCUUUGCCGCCUCGAGGUGGUUGCUCCGAGACCCAGCGCGGGGAAUAGGGCCCUUUGCGCGCUUCAACCUGCUUAGGCUUGCUCAGAGUCUAUUAGCAGUUUUCAGCCAGAUGAGCGAGGCAGGAUGGAAACUGCGGUUCUCCUUAAUAAAGAGAAGGGAGAACCGGAGAAUUCUUGAUUGGAAAGAAAAUGGAGAUCCUUUGCAGUCUAAGGAAGAUGAUGAGAUUGGAAAGGCCCAGGAUGCUUUCUGGCUUCAAUCACUUAUUACUGAUGCAGUUGAUGAUAAACAAUUUCAGAAAAUGAAAGAAUAUUUUCAACAGAAAGAGAGGCACUCUCCUCAAAAAUAUAAUCAUCUUCUGUUACGUUAUCUUAACAGAUCCAUAAAUAAGGAACUGGAUAAGAAUGAAUUUCAGUAUGUUUCACUGUUGCUGAAAUGUAUUCAGCGAUUCUUCAAAGAUGACCCCCAACAAGACGAGCCUUUGUUAAUUCAGCAGGGGCUGAUCCCAAAGAUGGUUUCCUGGUUUGAAAGAAUGUUAGACUUUCUGAUCUUGGAAGACCUGGAUGCAGACACAUCGCUGAUGAGUGUCAUGGAAGACUUCUUUGACACUGCAUUGGUAAUUUCCAGGAGUAGUAGUAAAGGGAAAAUUCAGAUGCUGGAUUCCUUCCUGUUCAGCUUAGGAUUCCUGGUGACAGAACCGACUAUAAAUCAUCCUCUUCAACAAGAGGCUUUGAGAACUUUGAACUGCAUUUUGCAAGGUGUACCUCAGGAAGAGAGGAAGAAAUUCCUUUUGUCAGAAGGCAUGUGUCGUCUUAUGAGAAACCUUGCAAGGACAAUCUUGACUGUGGGUGAUUAUGACCAGCAGGUGGCUAUUUCUGAAGCAUUGUGUAGACUGGCGACUAAAAAAUCAAGAAAUGAACUUGUCCAUGAGUGGUUUGAUGAUGAUGUCAUUGCUGAAGCUUUCAAAGAAAUUAAGGAUCGAGAAUUUGAUACGGACAGUAGACGGUUUCUCAAUCACCUAAACAACAGACUUGGUGACCAAAGAAGGGUCUAUUCGCUUCCGUGUAUUGCUGCUUUUGCUGAGGAGAAUGAGGUGAGAAAACCAGCAGAUGAAAAACUAGAGAAAUUUUGGAUUGAUUUCAACUUAGGAAGUCGGAGUAUCACUUUUUAUAUAGAUAAUGCUGAGAGUACUCUGUGGGACUUGGUAAGACUUUCGAAGGAAGUAGUGACGAAUUUUGACAUAAUAGAAACCCAGGAGCUGAAGGUAUUUGUCAUUUACCUGAAGAAGCCUGUUAUUAUCAGCAAAAAAGAAGUGAUGAGACUAGAAAUCCAUUUUGAUUUGCAAUUCAACAUAUCACAAGCUUCCACUCAAGCUUUAGGAGAAGAUAAACAGAUGUUGCCUGAACAGAUGAAAACUUCCUCAGAACUUUAUGUUAAGUCUGAGAAAGAAGACAAAGAGAUUCCUACUGGCCAUGAAAGGGAGACAGAGCAGGCGGAAGAAUCCACUGACCUGGUAGAAUUCACGAGGGCUGGAGAUGACCGUUGCCUGAUAACUCUCCCCUUCAAUGACCAGUCUUUUAAUUACAGGAAACAUCUCUUCUCUGAGAGUAGUCAAGAUUCAAGUACUAGUACCAGUAAACAAUCUUGGACCAGUACCCAAAAGAGGAAAUCCUUAAAAUCAUAUUCUGGUAGAAAAAAGAAAAGAACCAGGAGUAGAUUAAGAAUCUUGCCACUCGCCCCUCUCAGUAGUAGCAGUGACCAUGAAAAAGACCAAGUAACUGAACUUCUAACACCGUUACAGAAAGACAUGUCCAGGCAAAAUGAUACCAUGCCUCCCAAAAUUUCUGAAGCAAAAUUCCAAGGCAGUUCUGCCAUUUUAACUCCUGAAGAUUCUGCCCAGAAAACAGAGCUUCAAGGUCCUCACCCCCCGAGUGAGCUGUCUCCUGGGGAGCACUCAGAAGAUGAAACAAGUGUACCUAAGAUCGUGAACCAAGAGUCAUUAACAGAAAGUACUAGCCUCAAACAUAAGCUGCAAAACUUAGAAGACAGAGAUAUACCAGAAGGUAGUUUUGCUAAAUCAAAACAGUCAAGAUUGGAAGAUGAUGGUGCUCCAGGGUCCCCUUCCUCAGUGACAGAAGAAGCAGACUUGGCAGCUGAUGGCCUGAGCACGUCUACUUUGAGCACUUUCCCAGAGAAUUUGAAUGAGUCUGCCAUUCUCACAACCUUUGAGAAUUUCACUAGAGAACUGGAGAGAAAAUACAAGGAUAGGUACAGAAAGAGUCCAAUUCAUUUGGCAAAUGCAAAGAAAGCACCGGAUUGCCUAAUAAAACUUUUAAACCAGAUACACCUAUGCAGACUCAAUAAAGUAGAGAAAUUUCAAAAUUUUGUUCUGCAAGAGUUGAGCAUUCUUGAGAAGGAUAUUCAGGCCCUGGAACAUCUUGAAAAGGACGUUCUGGAGUUUUGGGAGAAACAGUCUGCUGAUCUGGAAUCAUUCUGUGAUCUGCAAGUGCUGAGUCUGAACCACUCGAAGCCGAAGAUAUAA
Messenger RNA from Nycticebus coucang (slow loris), 3045 nucleotides. RefSeq names its product synaptonemal complex protein 2 like (gene SYCP2L). Lineage: Eukaryota; Metazoa; Chordata; Mammalia; Primates; Lorisidae. Bases 1 to 3045 code for a protein of 1014 amino acids. The transcript is spliced from 32 exons. The record is from RefSeq and is a predicted model, not a curated record.